AUGUCUCAUCGAUUGUUUAAUUUCUCAGGAAAUGACGAUGAGUAUAUCAGGUUUCUCGAGGCUCAGCUGAUCACUGUGCAGCCAUUAUUCGGCGUUCCAGAACCUGGUGCUCUGGCACUUGAGCCCUCCCAGAAUGUAGGGGCCUCUACAGAUAGUUUUCGUUUUGUCGAAUGCAUGCCUCAGCUUGCUGGCCAUACACAACGUCCAGCGCCAGAUAAAGGAAGUGUUAAAUGGAAGAAACAACUUGCCAAGUUUGUUCACGCCAUUCCCAUUUCGGAAACCCAAUGGAACGAAGCCAGAAAGAGAGCAGGCAUCGAUACUGUUUUCAGAAACCAAGAGGCUCUGAAAUUGAUUCUGGGCUAUUCCGGACGUGUUGUAUUUCAUGAGAACCAGGACGAUAUUGUCAUACCUUCCUCGCUACCAACAAACUGCGAGCAUCUUAUCACGCGGGGCUGUCAAUAUGGUAGCUUCAUUACUCGCUGCGUGGACGAUCGGAACUUCGCAGUGCGUGUGGUUGCAUAUCAGAAUCUAAUUUUUUGCAGCUACUGUGUGGUCAUGAUGCGAGCUGGAGUUCCGAAGGCGAUGACGAAUGACCUGAUGAAGCGAUAUACCGGUCAGGAUCAAGAUGAUCAGAUACUGGAGAAGUAUCGCCAUGGCGCCUUGUGGGUCAAUCGAUGUGCGGCAGCGCUUCUGGAGAAUGGUUGGGGAUAUAAGAGCUGGGAAAUCUUUCUCCUGGAGAACCGGACACCGGCUCAAUUCGCGCGUUUCGCCGCUAAUGACGCAACGAGCUAUGAAGAAGUAGUACGACAUCUAGGAAAGGCAGACAUGCCACUUUGCGGAGAGGUCUGGAUAUCAUACUGCAUUCCCUCUAUUGUCCAUUAUCUCACAAGUGGUACGAUCCAGCUGGCAGAUAUAUGUGAAUAUCUCGGUUACAACUCACGUCACUUGUCCAUCAUAUCCUCCCACUUUAGGGCUCAAUCCGAUGCUAUCAUGUACUCGCUCACAGUACCGAAUCUUCUAGAGCAGGCGCCCUCCGGGGUCCAGCCUACAGAUGCUCCUGCUGACUUCCUGCAAGCAGAUGAUCUGCUGUAG
Molecule: messenger RNA, 1092 nt
Organism: Penicillium verrucosum
Lineage: Eukaryota; Fungi; Ascomycota; Eurotiomycetes; Eurotiales; Aspergillaceae
Exons: 3
Coding region: 1-1092 (363 amino acids)
Source: RefSeq, a predicted model, not a curated record